CAUUGCAUGUCACCCACGAAACAUUUCAUAAUACGCAUCCUGUCUUAGGGUCGACGCCACCUGGCUCGAUGCCUCUUACAUGCAAAGAAUCAUCAAUGGAUACUUCAAAUAUUUUGAGCCGUUACGUUAUGGCGUGAAUGUUGUAUCGCAACUGGAAGAAUAUCCAGCAACAUUAUUUCAGACGAAUUCGUCAACUCAGCGUCCUUCAGAAAUGGUGGUAUCAACAUCGCUUAAACCGAUUGAGGUUAUGCGAGAAUCUAAAGAAGAGGCCACUACUUCGCACCUACCGCAGAAUGAAAUUCUUACAGCACCGAUGUCUACAGAAGCGCCAAAAGAGGAUAAUUUACAACCCCAAUCACAAUCUGAUGCCGUUGCAGAGGAGUCGACCAAAAAAAUUUUAACUAUGAUAGAAAAAGCUCGUCAACUGCAAAUAAGGCACAGGCUUGAUUGAAAACUUUAAUAAAAUCAAUUUAGAUUCAUGAUUUACGCUGACGACAGACAAUAAAUUUUGCAUUUAAAUUUUUCACACACAUUGGCUGUCAAAAAUCAUCCAAACGUAACGUAAGCUGCAUUCAAUUUGAGAAGCAAUUCCAUUGCCAGAAUGCCUUCUUCAAGAAAACAAUGUAACUAACUAGCUUCUGAAGAUCAUUUCUCAUUGCUAAUUCCAUUGUAGAUUAACCUU
This is a messenger RNA of Rhagoletis pomonella (apple maggot), 682 nucleotides long. RefSeq lists its product as uncharacterized. Bases 80 to 451 code for a protein of 123 amino acids. The transcript has a single exon. The record is from RefSeq and is a predicted model, not a curated record. NCBI's taxonomy places the organism in Eukaryota, Metazoa, Arthropoda, Insecta, Diptera, Tephritidae.